CAGACGAUCCAGGCUUGUGAGCAGGCCGCAGACAGACGGGUGGUUCAGACGACAGACGGCAAACUCACCCCCCACAACUCUUCUCACAGACAUCUUGUUGUAAAGGUGUUCAUAUCUACUCUCCACCGGUCCGCGCAACGAGACGAACCUGAGAAAAACGCCACCAGACCGACAUGGAGUCUAAACCCGCUCCUCUCGCCGUCUGCUUGGCUGUGGUUUCCGUGUUCAUCGCCCAACAUGGCCGGGUUAGAGGACAACUCUCCCCACCUGUGUGUCAGACCUGGAACUCAACAACUGUCGUGUGUAAAGGGGAUCCGGACUGGCCGUAUACUCAAACCUGUGCGCCUCUAACCCGAGUACCUCCCGGCAUCCCCGAGUCUGUCAUCACGGUGGAUCUCAGAUGGAACAACAUAACUAUACUGUAUAACGGCUCGUUUAGUGGGUUAAGAAACCUGAGAUCAUUAGACCUGUCUACUAAUCCUAUACAGACUAUCGAGGUCGGUGCGUUUGCAGGGUUAGAAAAAUUACAACAUCUAGAUAUUAAAAAUUAUUAUGAACAAAUGUUUCCUCUUCAAAAUGGAAUGUUCCAAGAUCUGCGAAACCUGAACUAUCUGACUGUGGAGACUCACACCGAUACAGUCGCCAGUGAGGGAGUGUUCACGGGAUUAUCUAUACUCAGGCAUUUACGACUCGGCGUGAAAAAUAUCAGCAAUUUAGUAAUAUCCGAUCAUAUUUUUGAUCCUUUGACUUCAUUGGAAAGUCUAGAGAUAGUCGGCGAUUACAUAGAAGAUGACCUAGUCCACAGCGGAAGUGGGUUCUUACAACGACGCCUGCUGUGGGCACCGCUGCACAACCUUAAAACAUUGAGUCUCCUUUACAUGUAUCAUUGUGUACAUGUUACAUGUAUAAGGGACAGUGACUUGUACUUUGGACCUGUAUUUACAACUAUGUCUAGAUUAGAGACUAUAGAAAUAUACAUGUAUGAUAAAACUUCGGUUUCUCUCAAUGCUCAAAUGUUCCGGCCGUUAUUACCGACUGUGAAACAUUUACGCGCUGCCGCUCCUAUAGCUCCCGGCCUGCUGAAGUCACUCACACAUCUGCAGACGCUGGACUAUGGCACUUUUUCAAAUCCCGCCAUUAUGGACGUUCUGCCUGAACUCCGACACACGCAGAUUCGGGAGUUGUCAUUAGACGUGGUGAAUACGGACAAAUUAACAUCUGAUACUCUUGCGGGAAUAAAAGGCUUGAAAAGUUUGAAAACUUUGAUUUUUCGCCACGGCUCAUUUGUCGUCAUAGAAGCUAACGCCUUUGCGGGUUUGUCACAUUUGCUAAGGCUGGAUCUGACGCAGGGCUUCUUCCCCUUCGAGGGCGUCCUCGAGACGUUAACUUUACACGACAAGGCGUUCAGCGGAUUGUCCUCACUAACUCAUCUUACCUUGACACAAAACUUGAUUUCUACUUUACCACAAUACGUGUUUGAAGGACUGUCCUCGCUCACUCAUCUUGAUUUGAGCCAGAACGAGUUGGAGACCUCCCACGCUCAGCUUCCAGAGACCUUGGACUAUCUUGAUCUCAGUCACAAUAAGUUACACAACGAAGUUCGUGAAUGGCCAUGUUACAACAUAUCAUUUAACUUCAGUGAUAUAAAAAGCGUGAAUCAUCUGAAUUUGAGUCAUAAUGAAAUUGAAGAAGUUCCCGGCGUCGAUUGUUUCCCUCUGAAUAUCACUGUGCUUGAUUUGCAACACAACAGACUGGGAAGAUUCACCCUUCCACUCUGCAUUGCGAGUUUACGGUAUCUCGACCUUUCUAACAAUGAACUCGAUGAUUUUUUCGUUGACCUUCAAUUAUAUAUUUGUGAGCAAUCAGUCAUAGAAACACUUAGGUUGGAUAACAACGGUAUAACAGAUAUACAAGAAGGAUUACCAGAAAAAAUAAAGAGAAAAUUAAAAACGCUGACUCUUUCUCAUAACCAAAUCCAACGUAUCGAAACAGGACAACUGACAUGGUCGGACCAGCUGGAACAUUUGGAUCUGAGUCAUAACGAGAUCAACACCGUCAUGCCAUCCGCCUUCCGUGGACUAUCGCGGCUACAAUUCCUGGAUCUCAGUAACAACAAGCUAAAGAAUAUAUCUAAGUCAACAUUUGAAGGUUUAGGCAACCUUACACAUCUAAACCUGGAAGCCAACAGGAUAGCAGUGAUUGGGGACGCCUUUCAGCGUCUGUACGGGUUGAGGUAUCUGGAUCUGAGGAGCAACAGGUUGGCUGUUCUAAAUCAAACAACACUGAAUCCUGUUGUCUUCCGGUUAGAGACUAUCGACAUUGCAGACAACCCGUUUCUGUGUGACUGUAAGUUAAUGUGGUUUGUCGAGUGGGCCCUGGAUAAAUACGACAGGGUAGCGAACUUCCACAACCCCUAUCCUGACGUCGGUCGAGGGUACACAUGUUCCCGUCCACCUGGAUUGCGUGGAAGACGUUUGAUAGACGGGCUGACGCAGAAACAACAAUCUAAGGACAGACAGGAUCCAUCAGAACGAAAGUUCUUUGACAUAGCCUGUAGUCAUGGAUUCCGGCCCAACCGCCUCCUGGCUUGUGUGCUCGCCUCUUCGGGCAUCUUCGUCGCCAUGACGACCAUUUUCCUGGUCGACUACCACAUCGGCCGUGUUCAGUACUACCUGUGGAUGUUGGACAAGUGGAGGAGACCGAAGAUUGGCGAAGUAAAGAACCAAGAGCAGCACAGAUACACGCAAGAUGCUUUUCUUGCCUACAACAACCGGGACGUCGGCUGGGUUAUACAUCAAGCGAUAGGGAAUCUGGAACCUGACUACAGUCUGGUCUUACACGAAAGGGACUUUGCAGUGGGCGCUCCCAUUGUGGAAAACAUCGCGGAUGCCGUGGAAAACAGCCGGAGAACCGUCUGCCUCAUCACCAGGAACUUCCUGAAGAGUAAGUGGUGCGAGUACGAGUUCCAGCUGGCCCAGUACCACAUGUUUGAGGAGGGGGGAGGGAGGCGUCUCAUCCUGGUGUUUCUGGAGAGGAUUCCUAACGAAAUGCUGAAACAGUUCCGCCAUCUGAACGCCGUAGUGAAGAGGGACACGUACCUGAUGUGGCCAGACGACGUGCGGAAAAGGCCGCUGUUCUGGAGGCGGCUGCGAGACGCUCUGGGCGAUCCUCUACCACGGGACCCAGAGCCUCAGCAGCAGGUACAGGGUCCGGAACAGAACGCUCCGGAACGGAACAUUCCGGAAGAGCCGGUACGGAACAUUCCGGAACAGCAAGAACAGGCCCAAGUAAGAAACGUUGUGGAAGUGCAGGUCCAUGCCCCCAUGCGGGACAUUCGGAACUGCAAGAUGAAAUUCUAUUACCAGAUCCAGACGACCAGUGGUUCGGAGAUGGGGAUGACGUGCCCCUUCUACCUCUGUAGAUAAAACUUACCGUGUCACCAGACUGUUAUUGCUUGGGAGUGCAUAUUUUGUGUUGUUAUUCAAAAAAAUUUUAUCUUUUU
Messenger RNA from Branchiostoma belcheri (Belcher's lancelet), 3502 nucleotides. Its product is annotated as toll-like receptor 4. Gene Ontology annotation, cellular component: membrane. The record is from RefSeq and is a predicted model, not a curated record. Gene Ontology annotation, molecular function: protein binding; transmembrane signaling receptor activity. Gene Ontology annotation, biological process: toll-like receptor signaling pathway; inflammatory response; immune response. NCBI's taxonomy places the organism in Eukaryota, Metazoa, Chordata, Leptocardii, Amphioxiformes, Branchiostomatidae.